Molecule: messenger RNA, 1335 nt
Organism: Paramecium tetraurelia
Lineage: Eukaryota; Ciliophora; Oligohymenophorea; Peniculida; Parameciidae
Exons: 4
Source: RefSeq, a predicted model, not a curated record
AUGAGAGUCAGCAUAUUGCUAUUAGCGAUUUUAAUGGUGGGAACAUUAGCCUAGGAUAAUGAGGUUGUUAUCUAAUUACUGGGCGAAUUAAGACAAGAGGCAGUUGAGCAAUUACAACUUUUGAAUGCUAGAUUCUAACCAAUCAAGUAAGCCAAAUUAGAUUAAAUUGCAGUGAUUUAAUAAGCAAUUUCAGAUCAGAAUGGAGAGUGCUACAACAGAUAGCAAGAUGUUGAAGCUAAGCAAACCGAAAUUGAUUUGGCUAAUGAGUAUAAGAAUUGGAUGAAAGCAAGAUAAGAAAGCAAUAACAAUCGUAUUGGAGUUCUGUCCACAAAUGUGUGUGAGAAGAAUAACAAUUCUUUGAAUAAAGUGAAGAAUGGAAGAGUGUUAUUGAGAUUGAUCGCUUACUUAAGAGCUACAUUGUAGGCUUAAUUGUCAACUUCAUUUGCAGAAGUCAAAGAGAACACCAUCUCCGAGAUAUCUCACAUUGUCACUGCUUAUAAGGAAUAUAGAAAGAUGAAUAUGUUAUAGACAAAACAAGAGGAAUUAGAAUUGAAUGGCACAAUUGAAUAAUUGAUCGAAAUGUUAAACCAGAUGGAGAGGGAAAUCUAGGACGAUAUUGCUAAUGGAUAAAAUGGUUAAGUGCAAAUCGGAGUCACCUUCUCAGAAUUCAAGGUCAGAAUCGAAAAAGAGAAUGACAUCUUCAAUAGAUAAAUUGAAGUCCAAGAUGAUUUAAUUACACAUUUCCAAAAUCAAUUGACAACCUUAUAUGGAAGAGUCGACAAAUGUUAAUCUAGAUUGAAAGAAAUAGAAUAUACCUUAUUGGUUGCCUAGGAAGAUUUGAAAUAUGACUAAGAAUGGAAUGAUGAGGACAGAUUAAGAUUGGAAGAAGAAAUUGAAUUAUUCGACUGGUUAAUUAAACACUAUUAAGCUGGUAAUUUGGAUGAAGCUGAUGAAAGUGAACGUAGAAGUAUUGCUAACGAUAAUGGAUCAACUGACGGAUCUGCAAAUGGGGAAUCAGGUUUAAAUGGAGAUGGCAGAGAUGGAGUUAUUGAUUACACACCAUUGAAAGAAGCUUCAAAUGCCUGGGGAUCUGAAGAAGAAGGUGAUAAUCAUGAAAAUGAAAAUGAUCAUCAUGAAGGAAAUGAUGCUGAAAAAGAGGAUAGAGGAGAUGUAAUUGAUUACACACCUUAUGAAGAAAAAGAUGUUGAUUGGGAUUCCUUAUUGUAGAAAAAAUAAAAUAAGAAUCAUCAUUAAUCAAAGAAACAUCGUACUCAUAAGUCCAAAAAAUGAUUUAUUAAUCAAAUCAUAGCUUAUUUCAUAUAAAAUGUUGAUCCC